AUGAUAAGCAUAACGGCCAUAUUCCUAUGCAUGUACCACGUGGUACUAUCAGUGUUGGGAUGUGUAUUUUUUGAAAACUAUUUAUUCAAGGACUUUGACAACAGUUUCAGUAUUGUGAAAAUAAUUUUUUCUUGUUCAUUCGUACUAUGUCUAUCACUACUGUCUAUGAUUGUUUUUGAAAUUUUGGGCUUCAUAACGACAACAUUAAAGUUAUUCAUAUGGUAUAUCGACAUAGCUUUUCUGGUGUUAUUUAUUUAUUUAAUAAUUCCAAUUAGUUUAAUUUAUACUUAUGUUACUUAUGAUGAUGAAAAUACAGGAAAUCGUCUGUUUAAAUUUAAAUAUUUCUACACAACUUUAGCAAAAAUGAGGAAUAAGAAAAAAAAGUUUUUGUCUAAUGACAAUGAUAAUGAUGAUGAUAAAACAAAUUUUAUGAAAAAAUUGUUAUAUGUAAGUGAAGAUCUGAUUGUACAGAUGAAAAAUUAUAACAGAAAAAUUCGAAAUAAAAAUAAGCAGAAAAUUUGUAAAUUUUUGAUUGGUUGUUUCCUCAUUUUACCACUUCUAUGGUUUACUUUUUAUAAAAUUUCUAUGAUCACUUUGAAAAAUAAUAAUGAUAUAUAUGACAAGACAUCAGACAUUUAUGACAUAGGAAAUGUAUUACAGGAAAAGUUUAAAAUUAUAAAUAAAGAAUUUUCUGAAGAAUAUGACACAAAUAAUGAAAAAAAUAAAUUUUUUUUUUUUUUUUUUAAAUUAAUGAAGAAUUUAUUUAUUUAUAUAUCUGUUACUGGUAUGACUUUAGUUAGUGCACUUUCAGCAUUUACAAGUUUAUAUUCACCCUACACAAAUAUAAGUAUUUUCUUCUUUUUCGUAACAAUUAAAAAGGUUAAAAUCAUUGAAAACAAAAUAAAAUUUGUGACAAAUGAACUCUCCUUAAAGAAAAAAUUACUUGUCUUGUAUGAUCACCCCAAUUUAUUCGACAACUACUGUGCCAAAAAUAAAAAUGAUAUUUCCAUCCUCCAGGAAUCUCUUUCUCAUAGACAGAUACAUACCAGUACUUACGAUAAAAAUAUGCCAAACAAAAAAUACACUUCUUCCUCUUUUUAUAUGCAUUCCUUACAUAGAGAUAAUAACAACUCUAUCAACGAUUCCCGUAACACAAUCAAUAAUGAAAUUGAAACGCUGCAUGCACAUAUUGAUUAUAAUCAUACUCAGGUGGAUACUGUAAAGAGAUAUUCUCAUAACUUUCCUACAAGAAGUUGUGACUGUGUCAUGGGGGAGACGUUGAAUAAGGGAAUCAUACCAGGGAGGGAAAAAAAUAGAAACACGAUUAGCAGUAAAAAACAGGAAGAUGUUGAAUACAUUUGUAGCAAGCCAUUCAAAAAAUGCAACCUCUACCAAGGUUCGCAUAAAUCCAUUUAUAAAGAUAUAUAUGAAACGUUUAUGAAAAAGGAAAAUGACUUACAGGCCAUUCUGAAUGAAAGAGUGGACGAAUUGGAGAUGCAAUCAGGCAUAAACGAGUUGGAGAUGCAGGUAGAAGAAAAAACACAUCAUGACUUGGGGAAAUUCUACGAGACACACAUAAGCGGGGAACAUCACUACAUGGGUGAAAUGGAAAUUACCCAGAAACCACAAUCCAAGCUUCUUAAUAAUGCAAGAGGGGGAAAAGCAACUACAGAAAGAAGCCACGUCGAUGCGAACGAUACCACGUACUGGGUCUACAAUUCAAGAGAAAUUGGAUCAAACAGCAACUUCACUUCUCCAUCCUUCUAUGAAAAAAUUGGGAGCAAUAAUAACUACUCUCUGUAUAAGAGAUCUACCAAAUCAGGAAUCUCCACCGAAGAUAGAAAGCAUGUAUAUUACAAGGGUAGGUUUAUAUUUUUUAAAACAGCUCAAGAGGAGGAGGGGCAACUCCAUUCGCUCCACUCCCAGGAGGGCUACGAUGUUGGAAAUUCUCAAAUGGCGAAUGUUCACGCUCUGGAAGAUGAAGUGGAGGAGGAGGAGGAGGAGAAGACGAAGAAGAAGAUGGACUUGCCCUUAUUCUCAAAAUUAAAGAACUUUUAUUCCGUUAAAAAGUUCUUUCAAAACUGCGAAACACUACCACAUAAUAUUAUUCACAAGAGGGACGCAUGUGCUAGUGGAAAUGUGUAUUCUAGAAGGAAUAAGGAGAGCAUGGACUGCAGUAGCAAUGUUGGUAGGAAUCUGCACAAACGAUACAUCUCUAAUUUUCUGUUCAACAGUUUUGAAAAAUCUUACAAAACUUUUAAAAGCGUAAAAGAUUUCUUUACUCGAAAUAAGAGGAAUAUAAAAAAGAAGAAAAAAAAAAAGGAAAUUUUAAUUCAAGACAUAAAAUCAUUAGAAUAUAUGGCGAAAAAUUUAUACUUUCUCUUGGAUGAAGUGAUAAAAGAGCAAAUAAGAAUAAAUCACAGUUCAUCAUUUAAUGGUAUGUUAUUGUACUUGUUGGGCAUCCUUAUGUCUAUUUUGUGUGUGUAUAAAAUUAUAAAAACAUGUUAUAUUAUAUACAUGGUAGAAAUAUAUUAUCGAUUCAUAUCUACAUGCAGCAGUGGACAUGUACUUAUGUUAUUUUAUUCCAAAAACAUGAACAUUGAUUUUAUAAAUGAUAUAAAAAAUGUAUUACAUAUUGUACACAUAAAUAUUAAUUUGGAGAAUUAUGUUAUUUCAAUAACUUCCAUUUUAUUAUUAUGUUUUAUUUUUACAAAUUUAAAAUCUUUUAUGGAAAGAAUAAUUAAAUUAAGAUAUUCUGCCAAAUCUUCCCUCUACUCAAAUCUUGCAAUUCUUUUAAUGUGUGAAAUUAUGGAUUUAUAUUUUUCAGCUUAUUGCAUACAGCUCUUUGAUUACCUUCCCCUCAAGGAAAAAAUCAAAAUGCUUUACAUCUUCUUCAAUAACAAUCUUCUAAAUUUACUUAAGCUCAAGUAUCACUUCGACUUUGUCUAUGUCAUAUCCCUCGUUAUUUCACUCUUUUUGAUUCGCCUCCACCAUCUCCAUCGAUCCAACCAAUUCAGAGAAAUAUGA
Messenger RNA from Plasmodium gonderi, 3027 nucleotides. RefSeq lists its product as hypothetical. The record is from RefSeq and is a predicted model, not a curated record. Lineage: Eukaryota; Apicomplexa; Aconoidasida; Haemosporida; Plasmodiidae. Bases 1 to 3027 code for a protein of 1008 amino acids. Gene Ontology annotation, cellular component: membrane. The transcript has a single exon.